AUGGUAAAACCGCUCACAUUCAAAGGCGACAAGAAACCCAAAAAGCGAAAGCGCACCGAAACGACCGAGGGCGCGGGCCAAGAUGACGACCCCGGACGUAAGCAGGUCAAGGCUGCCAAAGCCGCGGCGGACGCCGACGAAGCCGAGAACGAUGACAGCUGGGUCUCGGCCGACGCCGUGACGGAUGUCUCCGGGCCCGUCAUGUUUGUACUGCCCACGGAGCCGCCGAGCGCGCUGGCUUGCGAUGCCAACGGCAAGGUCUUCACUCUGCCCGUCGAGAACAUUGUCGACGGCAACCCGUCGACGGCCGAGCCGCACGACGUGCGCCAGGUCUGGGUCGCCAACCGGAUCGCGGGGACAGAGCACUUUAGGUUCAAGGGGCAUCACGGAAAAUACCUAUCCUGCUCCAAAAUCGGCGUCUUCUCCGCCACCUCGGACGCCAUCUCCCCGCUCGAAUCAUUCAACCUAAUCUCCACACCCGACACACCGGGCACAUUCCAAAUCCAAACACUACGCGACACCUUCCUCACCGUCCGCUCCCUAUCCAAGGCGCCGCCGCCGCACCAGUUUGAAGUGCGCGGCGACGAGACCGAGAUCACGUUUGACACGACGCUGCGCGUGCGCAUGCAGGCCCGCUUCAAGCCGCGCAUCAAGGCGUCCAAGGAGGAGCGGGCCAAGGAGCGCAUCACGCGGCGCGAGCUCGAGGAGGCCGCCGGCCGCAGGCUGGACGAGGACGAGGUCAAGAUGCUGAAGCGCGCCCGGAGGGAGGGGAAUUAUCAUGAGGCGUUGCUUGAUAUCAAGGUUAAGAGUAAGCAUGACAAGUUUGGAUGA
Canariomyces notabilis is the source of this 831-nucleotide messenger RNA. Its product is annotated as actin-crosslinking protein. The transcript has 2 exons. The record is from RefSeq and is a predicted model, not a curated record. The coding region runs from base 1 to 831 and encodes 276 amino acids. Gene Ontology annotation, cellular component: nucleolus; striated muscle dense body; catalytic step 2 spliceosome. NCBI's taxonomy places the organism in Eukaryota, Fungi, Ascomycota, Sordariomycetes, Sordariales, Chaetomiaceae. Gene Ontology annotation, molecular function: actin filament binding.